Molecule: messenger RNA, 2277 nt
Organism: Agelaius phoeniceus (red-winged blackbird)
Lineage: Eukaryota; Metazoa; Chordata; Aves; Passeriformes; Icteridae
Source: RefSeq, a predicted model, not a curated record
AUGCAACAACCAAGCUCUGAUUAUUCUCCAGACCUGGUCAAAGAAACCUGCACCAGCGUGGAACCUCUAGACAGGGAAGCUGAUCUCCAUAAGGAAAAUGCUGCUUGGUCUGAAAGCAGCAGCCCAGAAGAUGUCUUCAGUUCCUCUGAAAAGCAGACAGUACCAGUUUGUAUGGACACCCCCUUGCCUCCUAGGGACUACAUUCUCCAACAAGGUUACACAGAGUCUUCACUUCCGAGGCUUCCUGCAGAGGAGUGCAGCGGGAUCCAUCAUGCGCCUUUCCAGUUCGACCGCCAUGCUCGGGCCAGAAUUUCCACUUCUCCAACUUUAAGGCGCCUCAGGAUGGCCUCUGCCUCACAAGCACUGUCAUUUCAGGACUGUUCUAACACAGCACAGCUGGGAAAUCAAAAGGAAUACACUGGCUCUCUCCACCACAUUUGUAAGAGUCCACCCCGGUGCGUUACAAUUUCUUCAUUGUCGCUGCCUUCUUGUGUCCAUGCAAAAUUAUUGCCAUCCAAAGCCAAGUCUGAGAGAACUACAGCAGUUCCAGAGUCUGACCUACCCAGAUCAAAGCUUCCCAGCAAAGAGGAUCCUCUCAGCAAUGACAGUCCCAAUGAGCCACCCAGAAACUCUUGGAGAGCCAACUCUGCUACGCUUCCUACGAGACUCCCCCGCCCGAGCCCUACACUUUGGGCAGGUGUCCAGGAGAGUGGACUGCCCAUGCAAAGAUCGGCCGAGCGCAGGCGCAGCUCCCUGGUGGUGAGCCUGCCGGGCCUCGAGGUGUUCCCUGGAGACCUGCUGGUGUCAGACAGUGCCAUGGACUACCUGCCCUGCUCUUCCUUCCUGCUCAGUGCAGAGUCCAAAAAGUUAAGGUGGCCAUUUGCCAAAAGAGGAGUCGGUAAAGACAAACAGAAGCAAGCAUCUGAUCUGGAAAGUUGUCUUUCUACUGUUAAGAUCAUAGACUGCUGCACAGAUGAAUUUUUCUGCUUUAAGAGUAAAUCUUGGCAUGAAUUUAUAAAUGAGCAACAGACUGAGCAGAAAGAUGUCAACAGCCAGUUAGAAGUGAAAAAAGAAGCAGCAGUGUGGGAACUUUUCACAAGUGAAUGCACUUACUUUCUGGAUCAUUUGCUGGUUCUUAAGAUGAUAUUUAUGAACACUCUAAAAUACCUCCAGAGCAAUGAAUUUCUCUUGGAUGUGGAUUUGUGGAGACUUUUUGCAAACUUAGAGGAGUUAAACAAGAUAAGUCUCAGUUUUCUGAAGACAUUUUUUGAAACUGUGAAGAAGCACAUCAGCAAGUCAGACUCUCCUAUGGAUUUCAGCUCUGUACUCAGAAUGUUUUUCCAGGGUGACCUCUGCCAGACACACCAGAUUUAUUGCCUUAAUUAUACCUCUGCUGUCUUCUACUUGGAAAAGCUGAGAAAGAGAGAAGAUUUUGGCAUCUACCUGAAGUGGUGUGAACAAAAUAAACAGUGCAAGAGGUUGCAUCUGCCAGAGCUGCUGGUUGCUCCUCUGCAUCGACUGACACGGUAUCCCCUCCUCCUCAGCAACAUCUGGAAGAGGAGCACUGAUGAAACAGAGAAAAGUUUUAUCCAGUCACUUAAAGAGAAGGUGGAAAAGUCUAUAAGGGAUCUGGAAGGAAAAGUCAAGUGGUUGGAUAACUUUCAAAAGUUCAGGCAGCUGCAAGAGGUCAUAAUUUGGCCUCAGGUCUGGGAUCGUGACAAAAGGUUCUUUGUUCCAGAGUGUUUGAAGCAAAACUUAAGAGAAAGCAGCAGUGAAAACAUUUUGUCUUCAGCAAACAGACUUCUUCAUGAAGGGAAGCUGAUGCUAGCAGAAAGCACAAGGCUCCUUGAUGUCUACCUCUUUUUAUUUGAUGAUUUCCUACUAAUUACCAAAAUUAAACGUAACAAAAAGAAAUACGGAGGCUCAGACACCAGCUUAAUCCCUGUCUGUCCUUCCCUCACUCCUGAGCUGCAGUCCUUCAUAAGAGAGGGGGGAUUUUGCACAGUCCUAGACCAGCCCAUCCCACUAGACAGACUCAUACUGAAAAAUGUUGAACCCGUCCAAGUUACAGUCUUCAGCCUGCGAAAUGCUUUUCUAAUUCAGCAUGAGAACAGGUAUCAGCAGUGCAUAGCACUCUUCUUGCUACAAGCUCAGACAGAGACUGCCAAGGUAGCAUGGAUGUCACAGAUAGAAACAGCAAUUUCCAACUACACCACACAACAUGAAACCAAGAAAAGCACUGCUUUCUGCUUCCCUGUUGAAUCCUCUGAAAUUUAA